ACAGUUACAAACGUCGCGCAAAUCCGCUUAUACGCUUUGCAUAGGAUUCAAUUCCAGUACAGUUUGUUAUGAUAGUACGACCCUUAAUCCCGGAGCAGAGCUUCAAACUGAAACCGAACUCCUCCCUCUCAGAGUUGCCGGCAAACGAGCUUCCCGGGGAGGUGUUUUGACACAUCGGAACAAUAACAGAGAGUACUCAUUGACGUUCUACUGACAAGACGCCCUAGAAACUUCCGAUUCCUCACUAGAACAACUACAAGAGAAAGGACAAGACUUGAGACAUUUCCAGAAAGCGAAGAAAGGUGUACGGAGUACGCGUGGGCGGAUAUGAAGCUGAUUUGUACUGGUGUGAUUGUGACAUUCACUGUGCUGGAGCUCGCUGGUUGUCAGAGCCUUGCAGGGCUUAUAUCUCUAGACCCCGCGUCUAACGAAGUUCCAGCGAAUCUCUUGAAACGACCCACGCAAAAACCACAAAAGCGCAAAAUGUCGCGAAAAGACCGGUGCUGCUCUCUUGGAAGAGAAAUGGCAAAGAUUGGAGAGGCUUGUGUUUAUGCCACGACACUCGCUUCGAUCGCCCCGAACAACGAACAUUUCCAUAAGAUGAAAACAAAGAUUUGGAUUCACCCUGCAAGACCUUUUAAAAAUGUACGACUGAGGAAAUGUAAGAAGUACAAAGUGGCUUAUGAAAAAUGCUGCGCAUACGAGGCUGAUUUGAUUGACCAAGAUUUGAAGCGAAUGUUGAAUAGGUUGCAAGAGUUUUUUGAAAAAAGGCGGCGAAAAGGAAGAAGGGGAAAAAGCAAGAAAAGAAUGAUACAUGGGAAAACACGGCAGGCUAAGCAACUGCGAAAGAAAACGGGGCAAGGAAUUUAAGACGGUGCGCACCGGAUGAUAAAAAUGCACAACUUUUGCAAUUGGUCUGAUAAAUUUGAACAUUUGCAAAUAUUAAACAGUGACAAAAAGCUUCAAGGAGAACAUUUCCUUUGAAAAGACUAAAAAAUUCCAUGAAAUUCAACGCCACACUUGAUUCGCGGUUCACGGGGUACAUUAAAUCAUUGACCUUGAAUUUUCGCUGGCGUUUUUUGUGUGUUAAAUACUUCAAAAGGGACACAACUGGUCUAAUUAUCUGAGACCUUGGUGGCCUGAUAUUGUUUGGCAACGUUUAGUAUCAUAACAAGGGGCUUUCGUCGGAUCAUUUCUCAGCGCAAUUAUGGAGUUCGUGAGUAAAAGCACACGUCUUGGCACGACCCAAGCAAUCUAUGGUUCUUGAUAAUUCUAAAAUAUUCCAUUCGUUGUUAAAAUUUUAGUUUAACUAUUUUUAUAUCAGGCGAGCUGCGACUGAAAUGGAUUGUGGAUCCGUGGUACAUCGCAUAUAAGUGCAAAUGCACGGUAGCAUGUUUCUUAUUGUCACAGUUAGGAGCAAAGCAUAGCCCGAGAAAUUGAUAUUCCAUAACCCAGUCAUACAGGGUGGUAAAGGGUGUUUUCGUGAAACGAGAUUUGGCCAUUUUUCACUGCCAGAAACGUGAAAUCUUCCAUUUCGAUGUCCGUGAAACGUGAUCCAACUAUCUCCCCGUGAAACGAGAUUUAGAACUUUUGAGGCUGCGUUGACCGAGAUUUAGUUUAUUCCUGUUAUUCUAGUCUAAUUAUAGUAAUUUUCUUGAUGCCGUUUGUUUCAACCCGUGAAACGUUAAAAAGGCAUUUUUCGGUCCGUGAAAACGUGAUCUAUAUCCCCCUUUACUACUCUGGUUGUACAGAAACUUUGCGAGUUGCGAUUCAUUACUUGUAAUAAGUUUUUUUUUUUAAUGAAAAUAACAUUACAGAGGAAAAUAAUCACAAUUUAUUCUUAACUUAACAAAAUAAAAAGAUUGAAAAUAAAAUACAUUGUGGUAAA
Messenger RNA from Nematostella vectensis (starlet sea anemone), 1888 nucleotides. RefSeq lists its product as uncharacterized. Lineage: Eukaryota; Metazoa; Cnidaria; Anthozoa; Actiniaria; Edwardsiidae. The record is from RefSeq and is a predicted model, not a curated record. The transcript is spliced from 2 exons. The coding region runs from base 328 to 870 and encodes 180 amino acids.